CCAAAACCCGAAAUUGUUUAUUUCAUUGUACAUUGCGUAUUACAAAACUUUUAAUUAUUCAAGUUUCUUUGUGUGCCUUUGUUAUUAUUCAAAUGUAAUUUUAAUUUUCUACCUAAUGACAGCUGGAUCAGUAUUGUGUACAUGACCGACGACUUUUUCUACAGGUUUUUGUGAAUGAAUUUCUUUAGGAAUAUUUUUUUAGCAGUAGUUCUUGCAUUGCAUUCUGUUGACCUAGUUCAUCAAUAGUCUAGACAGUGAAUGUGCUAGACAACGGUAUUAUGAAGUGAUAAAGUUAACAAACGAUAAAGGAGUACACUUGCCUGUGUGCCCUAUGAAAGGUUCUCGCAAACACUGCGAGUGAAUUAAUUGAGGAGACAGCGGGCGCGCGGCGCGCAGCAGUCACCACGGUGGUUCGCCGAACCGCAGUUAGUCGCGUUUCGUUGCGAAAGGUGGUCGCGAUGAUGCUCGUGUUUGCCGCUAUUGCGGCCGCCUGUGCCGCCGUUUGGCUCUCCCAAGGAAUCCUUUGUAGUUUUGUGGCUCUUUUAAUUCUUUGUGCUGUUUACGCCGGUGCAUUCCAUUCACGCUGGUGUUACGUCGCUAUAAAGACCGCGCCGCGAGAUCUCAGAGCACUAUUAUCAUAUGUAAAGAUUCUAUGGAUAACAAGAAAGUUUAGUAGCAAAGAUCUGACCCUGCCGGACAUUUUUCAUGAUGUUGUGAAAAGACAUCCAGAUAAGCCCUGCUUCCUAUUCCAAAACGAAGUUUGGUCCUUCAAAGAGGUGGAAGACUACAGCUUGAGGGUUACUGCUGUGUUAAAAGCGCAGGGUAUAAAAAAGGGGAAUAUUGUUGGUUUGUUAGUGAACAACUGUCCCCAACAGCCUGCACUAUGGAUGGGUAUAGCCCGGCUAGGCGCUGUCACGCCUCUUAUUAACACGAACCAACGCGGCAAUGCUCUCAUACACUCAAUAAACGUCGCCAAAUGUGAUGCAUUGAUCAUCUCUGAAGAGUACCAAGCCGCUAUCCAAGAAAUAGCAAAAGACUUGAGUCCCUCACUGAAGCUGUUCAAGUUCUCCCAACGGGCUCUAAACCCAUCAAACCCAAGAGUCGAAGGUAGUGGCGAUGGCAUCACGGAUUUCACCAACUUGUUGGAGACCACACCCCCUGCACCCUGGACUUUGGCAGACGCUGAUGGCUUCCAGGGAAAACUGUUGUACAUCUACACUUCUGGAACCACUGGACUGCCAAAAGCGGCCGUUAUCUCCAAUGCUAGGUUCGUUUUCAUGGCGACCGGUCUAUAUUACAUGGGUUUGGAAGGCAAUGAUGUGUUCUACUGUCCCCUUCCUCUCUACCAUACGGCGGGAGGAGUGAUAAGCAUCGGUUUAGCUAUCAUAAUGGGCUGUACCGUCGCAAUCAAAUCUAAGUUCUCAGCGUCACAGUACUUCCCGGAUUGUGUCAAGUAUAAAGCUACGGCAGCACACUACAUAGGCGAGAUGUGUCGCUACGUGUUGGCCACGCCUCCCUCGCCCGCCGACACUCAGCAUAACGUCAGAGUCAUAUACGGCAACGGACUUAGACCACAGAUUUGGAAGGACUUCGUGAAAAGGUUCAACAUUAAGGCGGUGACAGAGUUCUAUGGAGCGACUGAAGGAAAUGCCAAUAUAGCCAAUGUGGAUGGCACGCCAGGAGCUAUUGGUUUUGUUUCGAGAAUAUUCCCGAAGGUGUAUCCUAUCGCCAUCAUCAAGGUCAAUCAGGAGACCGGGGAACCCAUCCGAGACUCACGAGGACUUUGUCAGUUAGCGCAACCAAACGAGCCAGGCGUGUUUAUCGGCAAGAUACAAGCACACAACCCCGCGCGGCAGUACCUCGGAUACGUAGACAAGGCGGCGUCAGAGAAGAAGGUCGUUAAAGACGUCUUCCAGUUCGGUGAUGCCGCUUUUAUUUCUGGUGACAUCUUAACGGCGGACGAAUUCGGAUACCUAUUCUUCCGCGACCGCACGGGCGACACGUUCAGAUGGCGCGGAGAAAAUGUUUCUACCACGGAGGUUGAGGCCGCCAUCUCUAGAGUCGCUGAGCAUAGAGACGCUGUUGUCUAUGGAGUAUUGGUACCAAACACAGAAGGGCGAGCGGGCAUGUGUGGUAUAGUAGACGUAGACGGAACAUUAGAUCUGGAAAUCUUGGCCAGGAACUUGGCGCGAGACCUGCCGGUGUACGCACGACCUGUGUUCAUUAGAGUCAUGGACAGCUUAGAUAUGACUGGUACAUUUAAAAUGAAGAAGACUGACCUGCAAAAAGACAGUUUCGACCCCAAACUGGCGAAAAAAGACAAGCUUUACUAUUUAGAUGUAAAACAAGGCCGCUACCUGCCACUAGGAAUUGAGGAAUACGAGAAAAUUAUUAGUGGACAAAUUAGGCUGUGAAUUGUUCAUCUGUUGUUUCAGUGUUGUUAUAGUUGAUACGAGUAGUUCAAAUGACAUGUUGUCUUAACAACUAACGACCGUUUCCAAUAUUCAAUCUACAGUCAAUAAAUCGAAAUAAUAGUGUUUUGCUUACUAAAGAUAGGACAUUUACAUAACUUGUAUACGGCUAAUGUCAAAUUCUAUCUCUAAGUAAGCAUAUCUACAGAUAUAAGAUAGAAUGUUGGGAAUGGUCCUAAACUGUUUUAGCGGUUGGUAGCUACGUUUACAUAAAAUGUUCGUUAAUACUAAAGAUGCUUUCACUCCGUAGGGCAAUUUAAUACGUAUAUUUAUAUAAGCUUUUUCAUGCAUUUACAAGUUAAUCAAAAUAGUGUGUGUCUAAACAGAUUUAGAUGAAAUAAACGAGUAUUUUUUCCUCGCCUUCAGUAUUGUGAAUUAAUUUGUCACUGUCACAUAAACUUUUUUGAAAGGAAUUCCUAAAUAUUCCUUGCAUAAUGCUGUACGUUACACAUUAGUUUUUCAAAGAAAUUUCUUCCUAUUCCAGCUUAUUACCACUAUGAUCAUUGCAUUUCAUCCCAAUCGUGCGCAGGGUAUAUUUUAAUAGAAAUAUUGUUAAACUCCAAGUUGACACUUUCUAAGAUCUUAAUUGUUUUUAAGCUGUGUAUUUCUUGUCUGAAAGAAAUUUCAGCCCUAUUAUUCUUUAUUCUCCAUGUGUUCACAAUAUAAAUCAUCUUUGUGCUAAAACUUCACGUUUGAAAAUAUUUUUCUAAGUAUCUAUUCUACCGUGUAUAUUUUGUAGACCUUACAUUCCUAGACGAAUUCGGAAGCCCGCUUAAACGAAUAAAAUAACUUUUCUAUAUGAAUGUUUGACAUUGUGGCAAUAAGAAGUCGGCAGGUGAUAAGAUUUUGGUGAUCUUUAAGAGAUGGGAAUCUAUGAAUUUAUUAAAUUAGCAUAUUUGAAGGACUGAUCUGGUAGGCUUUAGGAAAAUUUAUUGCAACAAUCGAAUCUUUGAUAGAAAUGGCAAUCUCAAGCGCUUUCGUGUGUAAAAAAAUAUCUGAUAAUCGUUAUCAGAAACAAUAAAAUUGUGUUUUAAUGUAUGUAUGUAUGUAUAUAUUGUCUUCCGGUUUUUCGUAGCCUUGAAAAUAAACGUAGAGGAAAAUUAUGUUACACAAAUUAUUCCAAUUUCUUAAUCAUUUUAAUAAUAGAUCAAACUCUUCCUCAGUUACUUUUAAGUCGUUUAGCCAACAUUAUACCUCAUUCUUCUCCGAAAAGGUAGUUUGUUCAAAGGACUAGUUAGCUCAAAAGAACGCUUCGUUAAAUAUGUAGUAAGUACUUAAAAACACUGAUGUCUGGUGUGGGAAUAUUUCUAAUUGAAUUUGUUUUCCGUUAAAUCAAAUUGUAGUUAAGAUGUGUAGCAUAAGUCACGCUGUUAUUAAUAUAUUAAUCAGUAACCAAGAAUUCUCAUUAUUUUUAUAAUUUAUUUGUAUAGUAAAAAGUUGUACAGCUUUUACAGAAAAUACUUGCCUAGUUCACACUAAACUUACUUAUUGUUUUUUUAUACAAUUUCAAAUAAGUAACACCCGACUUUUAAUAAGGCUGAGGUUUCAAUAUUUCUUCUGUUUCAUUUUGUUACAUAAAUUAGAUCUAAGAUUAUUUAACGGUAUGGGAUAUGUUGAAUAAACUACAUUAAAUGUAUAUUUUCCUAAAA
Messenger RNA from Helicoverpa zea (corn earworm), 4120 nucleotides. RefSeq names its product long-chain fatty acid transport protein 4-like. The transcript is spliced from 12 exons. The record is from RefSeq and is a predicted model, not a curated record. Gene Ontology annotation, biological process: triglyceride homeostasis. Gene Ontology annotation, cellular component: endoplasmic reticulum. Bases 459 to 2414 code for a protein of 651 amino acids. Lineage: Eukaryota; Metazoa; Arthropoda; Insecta; Lepidoptera; Noctuidae. Gene Ontology annotation, molecular function: long-chain fatty acid transmembrane transporter activity; long-chain fatty acid-CoA ligase activity.